Messenger RNA from Pelmatolapia mariae (spotted tilapia), 770 nucleotides. RefSeq names its product x globin (gene xgb). Bases 144 to 743 code for a protein of 199 amino acids. Gene Ontology annotation, biological process: oxygen transport; response to hypoxia. NCBI's taxonomy places the organism in Eukaryota, Metazoa, Chordata, Actinopteri, Cichliformes, Cichlidae. The record is from RefSeq and is a predicted model, not a curated record. Gene Ontology annotation, molecular function: oxygen carrier activity; heme binding; oxygen binding. The transcript is spliced from 5 exons.
CCAGAUGCCACCACCAGCACAUUUCCUCUGGCACCGAAGUAUCUAACUGUCGUUUUUCCUUUUUUUAAAAAAAUCUUCCUGGAUUGGCAUUGCCCCAAAAUAGCACAAAUAAAAAAAUCUUCUUUCCGUCUUUCAUGUGAAGAAUGGGCUGCGCAAUAUCAGGUCUCGCAGCAAAAUCAGAGUUUGCAGAGAAGACUUCAGAGGAUGCUGCUGCCCCCGCGUAUCCCAGCGAGGACCAGAUUCAGAUGAUUAAAGACUCGUGGAAAGUUAUCCGGGACGAUAUAGCCAAAGUUGGGAUUAUUAUGUUCGUCAGGUUGUUUGAGACCCAUCCUGAAUGCAAGGACGUCUUUUUCCUCUUCCGAGAUGUGGAGGACCUGGAGAGGUUGCGGACCAGCCGAGAACUCAGGGCGCACGGCCUGCGGGUGAUGUCUUUUAUUGAAAAAAGUGUGGCUAGACUGGACCAGCUGGACAGACUGGAGGCUCUGGCUCUGGAGCUGGGGAAAAGCCAUUAUCAUUACAACGCCCCGCCUAAGUACUACAGCUAUGUUGGAGCAGAAUUCAUCUGCGCCGUGCAGCCCAUCUUGAAGGAGAGGUGGACGGCCGAGCUGGAGGAGGCGUGGAAGACCAUGUUCCAGUUUGUGACCAGCCUCAUGAACCAGGGAUACCAGGAAGAGAGCGCCCGGCAGCGCCAGCUCGCGCUAUCCCCGAAGGAAAGGCCGGACAAGAGAAACACAGCGCUAUGAGACAGCACUUCUUUUAACCGCCACACA